Messenger RNA from Cylicostephanus goldi, 410 nucleotides. Lineage: Eukaryota; Metazoa; Nematoda; Chromadorea; Rhabditida; Strongylidae. The record is from the annotation of a GenBank genome assembly.
AUGAAUGACGCAAGUUCCUUAUCAACUGCUACACUUGGUGUCGAAGUUCACCCUCUAAUUUUCCAUACUAACCGAGGGCAAAUCCGUUUCAACGUGUGGGAUACAGCUGGACAAGAGAAGUUCGGUGGAUUGCGUGAUGGGUACUACAUUCAAGGGCAGUGUGCGAUCAUUAUGUUUGAUGUCACGGCCCGUGUCACCUACAAGAAUGUACCUAAUUGGCAUCGAGAUUUGGUUCGAGUCUGUGAAAAUAUACCUAUAGUAUUAUGCGGAAACAAGCCAUUGUUGCACUUGCCUCUUCUUAUGCUAAAAACUUACCAACAAGUUCUCGUCGUCCCUUCGCCUUCAUCUCUGGUCUUGGAUGAACACGAAGGGACGUGUGGUGAACCAGGUGCGAACGGCGUGGGUUAAAU